AUGAGGUUCCGAGCCAUCAUCCUUACAGCGGGCCUCUUGCGCCGUGUUCUUGCCGUACACGAGACGAGAACCUUCGCACUCCUGCAGUUUAAUGGCAAAGAGAUUGUCCGCGGGCGCAUUGACCCUAUUGUCUCCCCUGGGCGCGUGUCUGAACACGUACACGGCGUCAUGGGCGGCCGUAAUUUUGCGCCCGAUGCCACUGGCGAUAGCAUGGCUCUGUCGAUGUGCACAAACGCAAAAGCCGCUGACGACAAAAGCGCCUACUGGUUUCCUUGGCUCUACUUCCAUGAUCCUGUGACCGGCACAUUUGAACCAGUCGACAUUGCGUACGUCAAUGUGUAUUAUUUUUUCGAACCGACAGACGAUAGAAUCACUGCUUUCCCGCAGGGCCUGCAAAUAGUGAGCGGCAACGCGGCGACCCGGACGUCACCAGGCACGCAUGGGAAGCUCAACUUAAACCCUGACGAUGGGGAGAUCCAGCCGGUGCAGUGGACCUGCCCCCGCUGGCAGAGCACUUUCGAGCCCCCGUCGUGGCCUCCCGACUCAGACGGCACUGCAGCUGGAGAAGUCGACCCGAUGAAUGCCGAGGCCGGCACCGGCUUCCCGGACGUGGACUGUGACGGCUUUGCAUCCCCCUUGCGAGCGGACAUUCACAUGCCGUACUGUUACGACCCGAGCAAAGGACUGGACGAGUACCGAUCGAACAUGGCGUUCCCCAGCAUCCAAGGCACGAAAUACAGGUGUCCCGAAGGGUGGAUCCACCUCCCCCACAUGCUCAUCGAGGUCUACUGGAACACGCCUGUAUUCAAGGACCGAUGGUGCCCCAGUCAGGGGUCCCAGCCAUUUGUCCUGUCCAAUGGUGACGUGACGGGGUACAGCUCACACGCAGACUUUCUGGCGGCGUGGGAUGAGAAUGUGUUGCAGGGCGUGAUCGAUGGCUGCGACGCGGGGUUCAACGGCAUUCACACCUGCCCCGGCGUUACUCCAAGCACUCUUGAAGACUGUAAGGCCGCAGAAAAUCCCCUUGUUCAUGAAGCUGUGUCAGGCGCUCUCGAUGUGCUGCCUGGCGGGCUAAGACCGCUCCAGGGGUGGGGUUUGUAG
Molecule: messenger RNA, 1101 nt
Organism: Verticillium dahliae VdLs.17
Lineage: Eukaryota; Fungi; Ascomycota; Sordariomycetes; Glomerellales; Plectosphaerellaceae
Exons: 2
Coding region: 1-1101 (366 amino acids)
Source: RefSeq, a predicted model, not a curated record